Messenger RNA from Lodderomyces beijingensis, 1116 nucleotides. The record is from the annotation of a GenBank genome assembly. Lineage: Eukaryota; Fungi; Ascomycota; Pichiomycetes; Serinales; Debaryomycetaceae.
AUGCUCAGACACGUAUCGCAGUCACUCGGAUCCUCGUUGCCCGCUUCAAUUGCCCCCUUUUUGGCAAGAAGCUACAUUGCGGGCCAAUUCACGGGACAGAGAAAACCCAACGGUAAGUACACGGUGACCUUGAUUGAAGGUGACGGUAUCGGCCCAGAGAUCUCGCAGUCCGUCAAGGACAUCUACGCUGCAGCCAAGGUGCCCAUUGAAUGGGAGUCCGUUGACGUGACCCCCUUGUUGAUUGACGGCAAGACCACCUUGCCUCAGCCAGCUGUUGACUCGGUUAACCGGAACUUGGUUGCUUUGAAAGGUCCCUUGGCCACCCCGGUUGGCAAAGGGCACACCUCCAUGAACUUGACCUUGAGAAGAACCUUCAACUUGUUUGCCAACGUCAGGCCUUGUAAGUCGAUUGUCGGCUACAAGACCCCCUACGAAAACGUGGAUACCGUCUUGAUUAGAGAAAACACCGAGGGUGAAUACUCCGGUAUCGAGCACACGAUUGUGCCCGGGGUGGUUCAGUCGAUCAAGUUGAUCACCAAGCCCGCCUCGGAAAAAGUCAUUAGGUAUGCCUUUGAAUACGCCAAAUCCAUCAACAAGCCACACGUGCUUGUUGUCCACAAGGCCUCCAUCAUGAAAUUGUCCGAUGGGUUGUUUGUCAAUACCGCUAAGGAAAUCGCUAAGGAGUACCCCGAUGUCACUUUGGACUUUGAAUUGUUGGACAACACCUCGUUGAAGUUGACUGCUGACCCAGCUCAAUAUAAAGAUGUCGUCAUGGUUAUGCCCAACUUGUACGGGGAUAUCAUGUCUGAUUUGUCCUCGGGCUUGAUUGGUGGUUUGGGAUUGACGCCAUCUGGUAACAUGGGUAACAAGGUUUCCAUUUUCGAAGCCGUUCACGGCUCAGCUCCCGAUAUCGCCGGCCAAGGUAAGGCAAACCCAACUGCGUUGUUGUUGUCAUCGUGCAUGAUGUUGAGACACAUGUCCUUGAACGACGAUGCCGAUAGAAUCGAAAACGCGGUAUUGAAAACCAUUGCUUCGGGACCCGAGAAUAGAACUGGUGAUUUGAAAGGUACUGCAUCAACAACACACUUUACCGAAGAAGUUAUCAAGAACUUAUAG